AUGUCUUCAUCAACAAAACCAGCAUUAGAUUUACAAGUCAAAGACAAAUUAGAGCUGACCGAUAAAGAGAAGCAAAUAUUUGAUAGGCUAUUACGAGUUGUUGAUCACUAUAAUCUACAAACACAAAUACGUGUUGCUGGUGGUUGGGUUCGGGAUAAGCUACUCGGAAAAGAUAGUAACGAUAUUGAUAUUGCAUUACACAAUAUGAUGGGAGAAGAGUUUUGUCAUAAGGUUAAUGAAUACUACACAUUGUUUAAGGGAGAAGAGAAGCAAAAGAUUGGUGUUGUUGAAUCCAAUCCUGAUAAGUCUAAACACUUACAAACAGCAAGGAUUGAGAUGUUAGGCGUACAGGUUGAUUUUGUAAACUUGAGAUCAGAAACGUAUAGCGAGAAGAACAGUCGCAUUCCUAAAGUAAAGUUUGGUUCUCCAAAAGAAGAUGCAGAUCGAAGGGAUUUGACUAUUAAUAGUUUGUUCUAUAAUAUUAAGGAGAAGUUAGUUGAAGAUUUUACUGGGCGAGGUUUAGCGGAUUUAAAAGAAGGAAAGAUUGUAACUCCUUUACAUCCAAUGGAGACAUUCUUAGAUGAUCCAUUACGAGUAUUUCGUGCUAUUCGCUUUGCUGCAAGGUUUGGUUUUGUACUUGACGAGGAGUUGGAGGAAGCUGCUGCAAGUGAUGUAGUCAGAGAUGCCAUUAAAAAUAAAAUUAGCAGGGAGCGCAUUGGUGACGAAAUCAAUCUCAUGAUGUGCAGCAAUCGUCCGGUUCAAGCAAUGAUGGAUAUCUGUAGAUUGCAGCUAUUUUGGGUUGUAUUUGCUCUUCCUGAGCCUACUAUAUCGGAAGGGUGUGACAGGCUUUGCGUUGCAUAUGUGGAUGCGGCAUGGAAUCUCUUAGAAUUAAUUGGAUGCUCGACGUUUGAUGAUACACAAAAAAGGCUUUACUUGUAUUCAGCACUUCUUCUUCCAAUUAGAGAAAGGGGAACUGCGUAUUACAUCAUUCUGGAAUCUCUCAAACGGACGAAAAGCGAUGCAGAAAUGGUUGGAAGAUUACACAGUGCAUCAGAAAGAUUUACUUCAUUGAUUCCACUGUUAGCAGACUUAACAGUGACCCCCAGUGCGCGAGUAUUGACAGGAUUGCUUUUACGGGAUAUCGAGGAUCCCCACAAGAAAAAAAAGGACAUUGAGAGGUCGAGUUUGUGGCGUGUUGCCUUGAUGAUCUCCACUUUAUUGUGCCCCAUCAAUUUUGAUCGUUCUGAAGUUUCUUCAGACGAGUACAAGCAGAUUGAAUUAGACAUGCGCGAAACAUUGUUCACAACAGUUGAAAAAGCGAUUGUGAAACUAGGUCUCGAGAACGUGUGCCACAUACCAUUGGCGGGUGGCAAAGAAAUUAUGGCAAUUUUGCAGAUUAAGGAAGGAGGAUCAAUCGUUGGUGAAUGGAAGCAAAAAUUGCUUGAAUGGCAGCUCGCGGAUCCCUGUCGUACUCCUGAGAAAUCCCUUGACUGGAUGAGAGGCUGCCUUUCAAAAUGUUCAGAGGUGGAGUGA
This is a messenger RNA of Papaver somniferum (opium poppy), 1533 nucleotides long. RefSeq names its product CCA tRNA nucleotidyltransferase, mitochondrial-like. The record is from RefSeq and is a predicted model, not a curated record. Gene Ontology annotation, biological process: tRNA 3'-terminal CCA addition. Lineage: Eukaryota; Viridiplantae; Streptophyta; Magnoliopsida; Ranunculales; Papaveraceae. Gene Ontology annotation, molecular function: ATP:3'-cytidine-cytidine-tRNA adenylyltransferase activity; RNA binding. The transcript has a single exon. Bases 1 to 1533 code for a protein of 510 amino acids.